UUAAACGCCCACCUCUCCAUUGGUGUCACCCGCAUCCUGGCUUUCACUCUCUGCUCUUCUCCCUCCAUUCCCUGCCUCACUCAUUCUGGGAUCCUUUAUUAGCCUUUUAGGUAGGCUCGUUCGCACUCUAUUCUCCAUCUGUCACUCCUGUGUGCGCUUCUGUGUGUGCGGCACAUUUGCGCCAGUCGAUCGCCGACGGGCUCUGAAGUAUGGCUGAGAGAAGUUCUGGUUUGCCCAGCUCAGUCGGUCCAUGUGUCGCCGUUUUCCAUGAUAAAUUCCGCCCCUCCCUCCUAUCGCUCUAUCCAGCUUCCUCUCUGACAUGCCACAAAGAACUACCUCUCAUGCUGUGACUUUAAGAGCAGACACUUGUUCCUUUCUGUCUUGCCGGUGUUUUCAUUAAAGUCCGCCCGCCGUGUGCCUCAUUUCCUCCCCCCUCUCCAUCUCUUUCUCUCUUUCUUUCAACCGUUCCCGCUCAGUCAGACCCUCCAUCAAAGUCCCGGAGGCCUUCACUGCCGCGAUCUCAGCAUGACCAAAGUGCCAUUUCAAAGGCUUUUCAUAUGACACAAGCCAGCCGGUCCUUCCAGGAUGGCAGCCAUGUUGUCAUUCCAUGCUCACUAACCUGUAAUCUGCUUCUCGAGCUGCUCUCUUAGUAUCUGCUGCAGCACCAUUUCCCCCACUGUCUCUCUGUCUGUUCUCCUACUCUACUGGUCCGUCACCUGUGCCCUCCUCUCUCUCUCUCCCCCUCUCUCCCUCCCUUUCUCUCUCUCCCUCCCCUUCUCUCCCUCGCGCUCUCUCUCUCUCUCUCUCUCUCUUUCUUGCGCUCUCUCACUCUUCCUCUGACACACACGCACAAGCACUGAAAUAGAAUGGACUAAAACCCUCGCUGAAUUUUUUUUACCUUUUUAAAGGAUUUUUUUUCUUUUCUCCCCUCAUACUUUCUCUCUGUCACCCCUUUUUCAUCCCUUCAUCUCAAUACAGCCAUUUCUUUCCUCCAUCGACUUUAACCGGUUCAUCCGUUGAUUUGUUUUGUUUUAUUUAUUUUAUUUAUUUUUUCACAUUAGAUAAUCAUAAAUAAGCAUUGUGGUCUCCGCCUCCAUGAAACUCCAUUCAUUUCACAGUUUCAUUUGGGUUCAUUUAAAGGGGGGAAUGCUUUUGUGUUUGAGUAAGUGUUUUUAAAAAAUCAUUUUUAGCAAUACGAGGAUAGGAGGGUGGGGAUUUUGCAGAAAAUUUUAACUGGAUUACCAGCCGACCAAAAACUUGUACCAGAAUUAGUGUGUGUGAGGCAGAAUUUUGGACGUAGCUGGAUAAGUGCAGAAAUUCAUUCUGCCACCUCAUAGUUUCUAUGCUGAUGUUUUGCCUCUUCUGCUAAGAAUAAAUGUUCCACCUCAGCUGUGUUUGAAGUUCGCCGGAGAGGUUUUAUAGAGCUUCUGGUUUAAUAACUGUGAUUAAAUGAGUUUUGGAUUGUCUUUUUUUUUAUUUGUAUGUUUCAUUUUUUGAGGAGUAUAUGUGUGACUGGGAAGGAAUUCCUGUUUGAAACAGUCAUUAUCUUUACAAUUCUGGACUGUAUUUUUCUCUACUGGACUAAAAACUGAUUUUAAUACUUUUUUCUACUAUUAAUUUUAAAUGGAAUUUUCCCAUCCAGGAAUAAGGACCACGUUUUCAGUUUUUAGCAUUACUAUUGAUACAAAUAUGAUGUAAUACUUUUCUCUUUUGAGACAUCUGAAAUGCAAGCUGUGCAUGGAAGGGGUUAAUUAGACUGCCGCCGUGAAGCACCAAGCCGACCGACGCGACAGAUUCGGCGGCGAUGAGAUAAAACGGCGAGGAGGGGACGCAGGACAGCAGAAGAAAGAGAAAACAGCCUGUCCGUUCCACCCGCUUCUUUGGACCUUCCGGAAACUUCCCCCAUACGUCAGUUUCCUUCAGCUGCUCCGUUAUCAGUUCACCCUCCCUCUGUCUGGGGCUAUGAGAGGGAGAGCGGAGUUCCUGGUCACUCCAUCAUGCCAGUUCUGAGAAGCAGGGAUGAGAUCCGGGCUGGCAGUUCACAAGGGAUUACGUCUCCACUCCUCCGUCAUGCCUGCGUGCCACGGUCGUCCGUCCUCUGCCUCCCAGGACCGUCGUGUCUUUCCCAGGGGCUCCCCGCAUCUCUCCCCACAUUUCUUCCUCCUCUUCCUGUACGUCCUGUCACUGGCCACCCCAGGCACGUGUCGGCGGGACAAGGGCGGACCCGGCGGACAGGAGAGGGGCGGCCCGCACUACAUCCCUGUGGCACCGCCCCCCCCACCGCCCAACAAGCUGGCGCAGGGCCAAAGCAUUGCUGUGGUGCUGGUGGGCAACUCCAGCGAACUGGCGCUGGCUGAGGGCCGCGAGAAGGACGAUUUCCAGCACAUGCCACUGCCGCCCAACGUGGAGCUGGUCACCAUGAAUGAGACGGACCCCAAGAGUAUCAUCACGCGCAUCUGCGAUCUGAUGACCAAGCACUGGCUACAGGGUGUGGUGUUCGGUGACGAUACCGACCAGGAGGCCAUCGCCCAGAUCCUGGACUUCAUCUCGGCCCAGACGCACAUCCCCAUCCUGGGCAUCCGUGGCGGCUCAUCCAUGAUCAUGGCGGCCAAGGAUGACAACUCCAUGUUCUUCCAGUUCGGUCCGUCCAUCGAGCAGCAGGCGUCUGUCAUGUUGAACAUUAUGGAGGAGUACGACUGGUACAUUUUUUCAAUCGUCACCACCUACUAUCCUGGCAAUAAAGACUUUGUGAACAAGAUCCGCAGCACCAUCGACAACAGCUUCGUGGGCUGGGAGCUGGAGGAGGUGCUGCUGCUGGACAUGUCAGUGGACGACGGCGACUCCAAGAUCCAGAACCAGCUGAAGAAGCUGCAGAGCCCAGUCAUCCUGCUCUACUGCACCAAGGAGGAGGCAACCACCAUCUUUGGGGUCGCCCACUCUGUGGGCCUCACGGGAUAUGGCUACACCUGGAUCGUGCCGUCGCUGGUAGCCGGGGAUGCCGACAACGUGCCCACGGAGCUCCCUACGGGUCUGAUCUCUGUGUCAUACGAUGAGUGGGACUACACCCUGGAGGCCCGGGUUCGUGACGGGGUGGCUGUCAUCGCCAUGGCGACCUCCACCAUGAUGCUCGACAGGGGACCACACACCCUUCUGAAGUCUGAGUGCCACGGAGCCCCGGACAAGAAGGGAACUGGCAACCCUAACGAAGUGCUCAGGUACCUCAUGAACGUGACAUUCGAGGGCCGUAACCUGUCCUUCAGCGAGGAUGGGUACCAGAUGCACCCCAAGCUGGUUAUUAUCCUGCUGGACAAGGAGAGGCAGUGGACCAGAGUCGGGAAGUGGGAGAAUGGAUCGCUGAGCAUGAAGUACCACGUGUGGCCUCGCUUUGAGCUGUACUCGGAUGCCGAGGAGCGCCAGGAUGACCACCUGUCCAUCGUCACGCUGGAGGAGGCGCCCUUCGUCAUCGUGGAGGAUGUGGACCCGCUGAGUGGCACCUGCAUGAGGAACACGGUGCCCUGCAGGAAACAGCUCAAAUUCCACAACCAGACCAAAGAAUCCGGCAUCUACAUCAAGCGUUGCUGUAAGGGCUUCUGCAUCGACAUCCUCAAGAAGAUCGCCAAGUCGGUCAAGUUUACCUACGACCUCUACCUGGUGACCAACGGCAAACAUGGCAAGAAGAUCAAUGGCACAUGGAACGGCAUGGUUGGGGAGGUGGUGGUGAAGAAUGCUCACAUGGCGGUGGGUUCCCUCACCAUCAACGAGGAGAGGUCGGAGGUCAUCGACUUCUCCGUGCCGUUCAUAGAGACCGGCAUCAGCGUCAUGGUCUCCCGCAGCAACGGGACGGUCUCCCCCUCUGCCUUCUUGGAGCCCUUCAGUGCGGAUGUGUGGGUGAUGAUGUUUGUGAUGCUGCUGCUGGUGUCGGCGGUCGCUGUCUUCGUGUUCGAGUAUUUCAGCCCGGUUGGGUACAACCGCUGUCUGGCAGAUGGCAGAGAGCCGGGCGGUCCGUCAUUCACCAUCGGCAAGGCCAUCUGGCUGCUCUGGGGCCUGGUGUUCAACAACUCCGUCCCCGUUCAGAACCCCAAGGGAACCACCAGCAAGAUCAUGGUGUCCGUCUGGGCCUUCUUCGCCGUCAUCUUCCUGGCCAGCUACACGGCCAAUCUGGCUGCCUUCAUGAUCCAGGAAGAGUACGUGGACCAAGUGACUGGGCUCAGCGACAAAAAGUUCCAGAGGCCGAACGACUAUGCGCCGCCCUUCCGCUUCGGCACGGUCCCCAACGGCAGCACGGAGAGGAACAUCCGGAACAAUUACAAAGAGAUGCAUACCUACAUGGUCAAGUUCCACCAGAAGAACGUGGACGAGGCGCUGUACAGCCUAAAGACCGGCAAGCUGGACGCCUUCAUAUACGACGCAGCCGUGCUCAACUACAUGGCUGGCAGGGAUGAAGGCUGUAAGCUGGUCACCAUCGGCAGCGGAUACAUCUUCGCCACCACAGGCUACGGCAUCGCGAUUCAGAAGGACUCUGGUUGGAAGAGAUCGGUGGACCUGGCCAUCCUGCAGCUCUUCGGAGAUGGUGAAAUGGAGGAACUGGAGGCGCUUUGGCUGACUGGCAUCUGCCACCACGAAAAGAACGAAGUGAUGAGCAGCCAGCUGGACAUCGACAACAUGGCAGGGGUUUUCUACAUGCUGGGGGCGGCCAUGGCGCUCUCACUCAUCACCUUCAUCUGCGAGCACCUCUUCUUUUGGCAGCUGCGCUUCUGCUUCAUGGGUGUCUGCUCCGGCAAGCCCGGCAUCACAUACUCCAUUAGCAGGGAAAUCUACAGCUGCAUCCAUGGUGUCCAGAUCGAGGAGACCAAGUCUCCCAUGAAUUCACCUUCAGCUACCAUGAACAACACGCAUUCCAACAUCAUGCGGCUGCUGCGAACGGCCAAGAACAUGGCCUCGCUCUCGGGGGUCAACGGCUCACCACACAGUGCGUUGGACUUCAUCCGGCGCGAAUCAUCUGUCUACGACAUCUCAGAGCAUCGGCGCAGCCUGGCUGGCCACUCAGACUGCAAGCCGCCCUACCUGGCUGAGGACAACAUGUUUAGCGACUACAUCAGCGAGGUGGAGAGGACGUUUGGGAACCUGCAGUUGAAGGACAGCAACCUGUACCAAGACCACUAUCUGCACCACUACCCGGGUUCGGGGUCCGGGCUAGCCUUGGGCAUGUCCGGGCCCCCACCCAAUAGACCACAUAGUCUUGGGAGUGCAAGUUCAUUGGAGGGUGGCAUGUUUGACUGUGAUAGUCUCGGGGGUGGGGUGGCCCCAAUUUUCACCACUCAACCUCGACCCUCUCUGACACACAGAAACAAUAAUAAGUUUGACCUGAUUGCUGGCCAGACCCCGUCCUCUGGUCAAGGGUUUAAGCAAGGAUUAGCGGACCUUUACGGGAAAUUCUCUUUCAAAGGUGCAGCCUCCAGCUCUGGGUUUAUUGCGGGACAGGACCGGUACUGUGGGGGAGGAUUCGGUGGGGGCGGAGAUGAUGGGAACAUUCGGUCAGACGUGUCAGAUAUUUCCACACACACGGUCACCUACGGCAACCUGGAAGGGAAUGCCAAGAAGCGCAAACAGUAUCGGGACAGCCUGAAAAAGAGGCCUGCCUCGGCUAAAUCGAGACGGGAGCUGGAUGAGAUCGAGCUUGGGUACAGGAGGCGGCCCCACCACUCUGCACACCACCACUACCAUGGGUCCGAAGCCCACCGCUCGGCCUCCCCACCCCUGUUUCCAUUGGACCGGAAGUCCCAAAGAGGGACAGGAGGUACUGGUGGUAACUGCUCUUCAUAUAUGUUCCGUGACAAAGAGGGCUUAAGGGACUUCUACUUGGACCAAUUUCGGCCAAAGGAAGGGGUGCCUCAAUGGGAGCAUGUGGAUUUGACUGAUGGUCCUGGAGGUGGUGGAGGAGGCCUGGUGAGUGGAGCAGGUGGGUGUGGUGCUGGUGGUGUGGCCGGAGCGGGGGGUAACUGUACCAGUCUGGUGCCGGUGGACGACUUCAUGAAAGGCAAAGGCAAGAAGCCAGACUGUAAGAGUGGCGUGGUGGGCGGAGUGAACGCAGGUGCCUCUGGUCCACAGACUGUCCCAGGGGUCACCAGCGGAGGACUGGCUGGGGGGGAUUGGGAGUGCCGAAACUGCCGUGCAGGUGCAGGCGUCAAGCAGAUGUCCCUGCAUGGCAGUGGAGUAAGUGGGGGCGGAGUGUAUUCAGGAGGACCUGGAGUAGGCAGCUGCGGAACCUCAGUGGGCGGAGUAGUGGGUGGUAACAGUCGUCCCAGUUCAGCCACCUGCAUGCGGUGUGAAGCCUGCAAGAAGACAAGCAACUUGUAUGACAUCAGUGAGGACAACAACCACCUUUUGGAACAACUUGGUGGAGGAAUGGGAGGCGUUGGAGCUGGGGGGGUACAGUCACAGACCCAGGCCCAGCGGAGGAAAUCUGGGCUGGGUGGCAAGGCUUUGCGACGGCAACACUCAUAUGACACCUUUGUAGACCUGCAGAAAGAGGAGGCUGGCGGAGUUGGGGUCAUGGGGGGAGUGGGCAUGGGGGGUAUGGGAGCUGGAGGCGCGGGGGGGAUGAUGCCCCCACCCAGGAGUGUGAGCCUGAAAGACAAAGAUCGCUUCGCGGAGGGCGGGAGUCCAUAUGCCCACAUGUUUGAACGACACGGAGGAUCGGAAAGAGACCAUGACAGAGAUCCACUCUUCUUUGGUGGGGAGAGGGCAAAGGGGGGCUCCCCCUUUGGGCUGUUCCGAGGGGGUGAGGGAGGCCUGCAUCGUCGAUCAGUGGGGGAGAGAGACAGCAGGGAUAGGGAGAGGGAGAUGAUGGGAGGUGGAGGAGGUGGUGGAGGGGCGUAUUCCUUGUCUCAAUCCCUCUACCCUGACAAGGUGAACCAAAAUCCCUUUAUCCCUACCUUUGGGGAUGACCAGUGCCUCCUUCAUGGAGCCAAAUCGUACUACAUAAAGAAGCAGCAGCAGCAACAGCAGCAGCAGCAGCAGCUCAUGAAGGGUAGCCGGAGUGACUUCAGGGGCUCUAUGGGCGUGACUUCCUUCCUGCCCGCGUCUGCCACAGCCGGGGUAAUGGCCAACGUGGCCCCAAGGUUCCCCAAGGAGCUGUGCCUUGGUGGGGUAGGUGGCGGCCUGGGGAACCACCUCGGGGGCCCCAGCAACAACAAGCUACUGCCGUCACGGGACGGGCUGGGCUUGGGCCAGGUACAGAGGUCCUUCAACACCUCCAGCAAUGGGCACGUGUAUGAGAAGCUGUCCAGCAUAGAGUCUGAUGUGUGAGGGGCUGGGGUGGGGGGACGGGGUGUUUUGGCGUGGCGGGAGCUGGGCUUGAAGGGGCGAGGAUAGCCACAUGGUAACCAUAACCGUCAAAAAAGCAGAGGAGUGAGAAUCAUGGGGUGGGGGAAGGGAGCAGGAUAGAGUGAAUGUGAAGAAAAGCAGGAAAAUGAGAGGAGAGAGCAGUCUGUUGCAUAGGGGCCAGGAUGUCUUACCUUCCAACGUGGGAUCAGCUGAAUGAGAGAAAAACUGGAACAUGGACGGCUGUGAUUUCAGUCUGCCUCCAGCGCGGCUCGGCGUCCGCUUCCCGUCAUGACAGAAGAGUCUCAAGUGUAGCCAUCCAGGAGAACGACAAUGAAAAAGGGCUGUAUGAACAACACAGAAACGGGGGCUUCAGUGUCAUACCGCUGAAUUCAAAGCCAGACAGCAGAUAAAUCAAGGGGGGGCACAUGAUCAAAAUGGUUUCUCAGGCAGAAGUUAACAGCUCUGGAGAAAUUUGUUUAAUCCGCAUAUCCAUCCAUAGCUCUCUUUUUCCUUUACACCAAAACAAAUGUCAUUGGUCCUUGUUAUAAAAAUUACAAUCAUUAAUGGAAAUAAUUCUUACUAAUUCAUGCUGAAGCGACAGGGUAAAAGCAACAUUAAUGCUAAUUGUGAAUAAUGACGAUAGUACUGAUGUUCAUAAUAAUGCUUAAGGUUGAUUUUGAAUACUUUACGCUGUUUAGUAUUUGUUGCUGUUUAUUAGCUGACUACUGCAGGAAGCUCGUUGUCUAAUUAAAUGAACAAACCGGAAGAGAGAGAAAGCUAUUAAGUUUUCUGCUUUGUUUUUAUGAUAUCCGUGCUCAUCUCUUUGAAGUUUUCGAACAGUGUGAGGUGAAAGAUUUGCACAGUGCAAAUAGUACAUGGAGGCUAUGGUUGGGACAUUCCUUUUCUGGCAUUCCGACAUAUAUUCCGACAUAUCUGUGAAAUGCUUAAUUAAAGGGGUGUCUUGCUAAAGGAUUUUUGAGUAGGAUGUGCCUUAUGGUGUCAAAGAGUUGAAGAACUGAGUGGCAUGAUGAUCAUUGUAAUUGUGAAACAUCUUGUCUGAGAAUAUUUGGCUGAAUGGGUUUGCAGUAUUCCAUGCGUGCCAUAGGUUUACGGUAUUUUUUGGUUGUAUGUGCCAUAGGUUUGCAAUAUUCUAUGGUAUAUGUUGUGGGUUUGCAGCAAUCUAUGGUAUAUUCUGUGGCUUUGUGGUGUUCUAUGGUAUAUACCUUAGGUUUGCAGAAUUCUGUGUUAUAUGGCAUAAGUUAGCAGUAUUCUAUGGUAGGGGCUCCCAACCUUUUGGUGUCAGUGGAGCGGUUUACGUUUUACAAAAACAUCAUGGGCUGGUAAAAUGCCAGGGGGCAGGGGGUGAUUGUGGGUGGAUCAGUCACUGAUUUUAUAAGUUGGACAGUUUCCUUUUAUUUCAGAUGUGAACAGAACAUGUGAAGGUGAGGGGUCAUUAAAAAAAUUAAAGUAUAUAAUUUAUUUUUGGAAAUUUAACUAACCUCUCUACAAAACCCCCAGAUUUCCAUGGAGGGAUGGAAUACUGGCAAUGGACCAGUUUUGUUAGGUUGGGAGCCCCUAUCCUAUGGUAUAUUCCAUAGGUUUACAGUAUUCUAUGGUAUAUUCCAUAGGUUUGCAGUAUUCUAUGGUAUAUGCCAUAGGUUUGCAGUAUUCUAUGGUAUAUGCCAUAGGUUUGCAGUAUUCUACUUUUCAUGCUGUAGGUUUGCAGUAUUCUAUGGUAUAUGCUCCAUAUAUAUUGCAGUACAGCACAGACUGCUAUUUGAGAAACACCAGCUGUGUGGAUAAGAAAGAUAGAACCCUUAAAGCAGACUGACUCACACGUCUUAAAACAUUAUACUUUCCUUUAGAUUCAUAAAGCCUGGCUGUUUACACAAGCUCUUCUGGCUAAGUGUGUCACCCAAGGGUACAACUGCAGUAUCCGUGCUGGAAUUACAUCCCAGAACUUUCUGGUCACAUGUUAAAGUCAGAGCAGGUCAUACAGUGUUGUGGAAGUUACUGAAAAUGAACACGCUGAUGUUUAGAGGAAAGUUCUUUUCUGCAUCACGUGGUUGAAAAUGGUAGAUGAGAGUAUUGAAAAUUAACAUACCUGAAGUGUCAGGUAGUUUAAAUAUAAAUAUACUGAUAAAUAGAUUUCAGAGUGAACAGAGCAUAUAUUAUCUGUUGGUUAAAUAUGAAAUGUGUCCUCAAGGCGUGUCUGAAUUUUAAGGGCUGCAGGAGGAAGAGUUAAAGGGCUGAAUGGAAAAUAAAAACGCGAAAAGGAUGUUUUGUUGAAAGACUGUGUGACCAAGACAAUUUCCAGGUUGAGGGUGAUCUGCAAUGCUCAUUAACACCAUUACAUUGGGAGCCGAUGGAAGAUGGCUAGUUGAUUAGUAUUAUUUAUAUAAACCUACUGACAGAAGAACCGAUUAUUUCACUUUUCCUCCCGUCUCUAAAUAGCUCUAUAAAUAUCUUUUGCAUUUUGUAUAAAGUCUUUUAAACACUUUUCCGAAAGGAUGAAGUUUUGGAAAGGAAUAAAGGAAGGUUGUUAGAAUUGGUGGGCGUCAGCUAAAGUAUGUUAAUUUUUUUUUUCACUGUAAAUACAUUUAAAAAGACUCUCUUCAUGCUGUACAGUUAGAUGACAGCCAGGAUGUAAGAUGUAUGUUUUAAGAAAUGAAGCAGAAAAAAAAUUAAAAAUCAUAAAAAUGGAAAAGAAAAAUAUGCAAAUGACAUAAAAAUAUUUACAAUUAUGGAAAUAAGUUACUAUUUUGUUUUUAAAUAUCAUGCUUAUUACUUAAUUGUUCAUUACUGUUGUUAUUAUUUUAAGAAUAUACUUUUGAGAAUUUUAAGAAUAUACUUUUAUCAAGGUAUUGAAAACAGGAUGUAAUAAAUAUAGAAGUUCAGUGUGAAAAGAAAAAAUGUAGUUUAGGGGUAACUGCAGAAAUUCCCUCAUUUUAGUGUCAUUAAUGCAUUAGGAACACAUUCAUUGAAAGCAUAUUACGUCUAUACAUGCAUGUAAUAUAGUAUUAUGUGUAUGUAUGGAGACUCCUGAAGUGUCGUAAUCCUUCAUGUAUACAGUAAUUCUUCAUUUUAAAUAGCACUAUAGUUGUGGGAAACUACCGUAAUUACAGGCAUUGGCUGCUGAGCCGAUUUUGAUAAUGACUCAAAGUAAAAACUGGCUCAAUGUCUGCAACUGAAGGUACCAGCGAGUUCUCUAAAUACGAAGUUGGAUACUCUGCAAUAGCAUACAGUAUAGUUAACCUUUUCCUAUUGGUUACAGAUACACUUUUGACAGCCGUCUAAAACUACGGUGCGCAAAAUUGGUUUAUUACAUGCAUUAGGAUACAAAUUUGUCCGUUUUUUUAUUAUUAAUGCGAAGUAAAAAUAUGUUUUUGCAAACAUCACAAAACAUUCAAAUGUCAGACAUAUCUAUAUAUAGUAUAUAAUAAUGUAGUUAAAUUAACACACACGUGGAUAUAUUGCCAUAUAUAAAACUGAUUUUUUUUUUACAGGAACCAUUUGCUGACCAUAUAUAAAAGAAAUGUCAUUUAUAAGCUAUAUAUACUGAGGAAGUUAUAUUGAUUUUAUUUUAUAGAUUCUCUGUCAUUCACGUCGACAUUAAAAUGAGGAUUAUUGGUGUGUUUGUUGUCAGGAUUUCUAUUAUAGCCCGCCGUCCCGUUUUUUUAAAUCUAUUUUCCGUCUUGGAGGAAUAUGGAGGGAACUUGGAAAGGGCGACAACAUCGACUUGAAACAUUUUAGACAAAUGUAUUGGUAGCUGGUCUGUUAAGAUGUAUUCAUGUCUACUGGGUGUCUGCGUGCUGAAAAUUGGGGUGGUAACUGCACAGGCUAUGAGCUUUUAUCGAUGAAAAGUUUGUUUUUGUUACCCGACUUGAUUAAUUGAUAGCUAUUCAUUUGCAAUAAACCACAUGGCCUCUUAGAGCAAUUCAUUCUGAACAGUUUCUAUCCAUUAAUCUCAAGCUAACUAAUUCCUGCUGGUAGGAUCGAAAAGUGUGAUUGGGAUUGAUAGUGGUGCCCCAGAAAUAUACGUCUUUAGUACAUUACUGGCCAACAUAUUUUAGAACUUCUUUUAAUUUCUGAGAAAUUGCUUUGACAAUAUGCUCGUGAUUCGGGUGUAAUUACUUUAACAAUUGCGCCAUCUACAAAGUGCAGCUAAACAUUCAUAAUCGAUAUCUAUAUUCACUCUGUCUGGAAUGACCAGGCUUGUAAGUGGUCCAAAUUAAGCGACCGCUUCUCCUUCAAUGACGUCAGCGGAGUACAAAGCAUCAACUACAGGUUCGGCUGGAAGCUGGGUGGGCGCAGGCAUAAAUAAAGGAUGAAGCCGUGUGGCGGGCCUAUACUCAGUGGGAACUUGCCGAAAUGUCUGCUGUUAAAAAUAGCAGUAGCCUAUUACAUAUAGGUACACCUACAGAUGUUACCCAGGAAUUAUGUGAAACCAACACCAUAUACGGAGUAUGUGCAUUUACAGUUUCAGAUAUUUAUAUAAAAAUUUUUCAUAGUAAUGACGAUUUAUAACAAUAACGGUCCUGUUAAUAUUAACCAUAAUAGCCGUGUACAUUGUAGUGAUUUGUUCUGUUGUUAAAUUUUAAGCCUAUUGAAAUUUAUUUGCCCUCAUUUGGGGUGAAUUAGAUUUUGAAUAUAUCAAUCAAAACGGCAGUGAUAGGGACGGUUAAAAACAUAGUCACAGGAUGUAGAAUAGACCUACACGACGUUGUCUUUUUCUUCUUUUUAAUUUUCUAUGAAAACGCCCGCCAUUCACGUGAGCGGUGUACGGGUGAGCGCUGCUUUACUCGUCCUCAGAUGUACAUGUGCUGUCCGCGUUCCGCCGCCCCCCUUCGUUAUUACGGUUGAUGCUCUUGGUGUGCGCGCGCGGUCGCUCGUGCCAGAUUAGACGUCCGCGAAAAGUGCGUGUGUGUGAACAAGGCUGUGAGUAUACGCUUUGCCCCGAUUCUUUCUGUAAAUAAUAAUUUCCAUUACAGUUCGUGUCCUGAUGUCUUUGCAUAAUAAAAAAAAAUCAAAAAUGUGUUUUUUAACAAAAGUCAUUUUAAAAAGGUAACAUUUUGGGAUUUAGGGUUGACUGGAAGAGUAUUUUCUAAAAAAGGAAAAAUAACACGAAAAAUGGAUGGUGAGUUUUCAGAGAGCGCAAUCGCUGGUGGUCUAAAAAUAUCUGCCCACUGAAUAUGACCAAUUAACCAUUGGGCCUUUCUCUGUACAGUAUAUGCUCCUUCCUUAAUCACGCCUGUCACUGGCAGAGGCACGUGACAGGAUCAUGUACUCUCCACUUAAUACUUUUUAUUCAGUCUAUUUUUUGUUCUUUAUUUGGUCGUCCCUUCAAAAUGUUACCAAAAUUUUCACAACGUAAAAUGAAAACCGAUUAAAAAAUUAAUAACUGUACAGAUUGUGUAAAUAUGAAUAUGGGAAAAUUACAUUUAUUCCUUCAUUUUUUGUAUUGAAGUAAAUAAACCACAAUAAUAAAUUAACUAAUUAAUUGCAAAAAAGCAAAAUGUAUUCAGAAUGGUACUUAUAAUAUCGACAAUACUGACAUGUACGACAAUAAGUGCUAAAAUAUGAUUCUUCUGUCUCUUUGUACAAAAUAAACAAAUUAAAAGUGUUGAGUA
Paramormyrops kingsleyae is the source of this 12956-nucleotide messenger RNA. RefSeq names its product glutamate receptor ionotropic, NMDA 2B-like. The record is from RefSeq and is a predicted model, not a curated record. NCBI's taxonomy places the organism in Eukaryota, Metazoa, Chordata, Actinopteri, Osteoglossiformes, Mormyridae. Gene Ontology annotation, biological process: monoatomic ion transport. Gene Ontology annotation, cellular component: membrane. Gene Ontology annotation, molecular function: ligand-gated monoatomic ion channel activity; signaling receptor activity.